ACAUUCCCCGCAAACGCUCCCGCGCGAGAAGAGGCCGCGGAUUUUCCGGGCGCCUCACGGAUUUUCGCGGGCCCCGCUCUGCACUUGCACACUGCUGCGCGAAAUCGCGGAGUGCGUGCGGACGAGAUGCUAUCGCGCGGCUGCUGAUGCCUCACGCGAGUGUGUGAACUGUCGAGACGGUGCUGACUUUUCGAGAACGUAUUGUUGUGCUUGGCCUUCUAAGUGCGUUGACGGAAAAGCAGGAAAGAUGCCGAGGAACAGCGAGGACGAGGACGAUUUCGGGCUCGGGUACCAGAACACUUUGAACAAUUCAACACCACCAGCCUUAAAGUAUCCACCGCCUCCGAAAAGAGUCUAUUUUCGUAACCAGAUCUCGCGUCUGCUACAGUCUGCCGACCUCAUCCAGCUCAGAGCAGCAGCCGACGACAUCGUCGAGGAAAACUCGUUGCGAAGGCCGCCGAUCGCGCACCUAGUCUCACCUCGCGUCUAACGUAUAUACUUACGCGCUCGAGAAAGGUUUAUGUAAUAGUAAACAGCGCCAUAGGCGGCCGAUCAAGCGCUCGCGCGAGGUAUAAUGUCAAACAAAUGGCGAAGGCGAGAGCUAGUGUCAUCGCGCGCUGAGAUCAUAGGAAGUGAGCCGCCUUUUACGAGGAUCUCCUACAGCUUCUAAUUGACGCGGUGCUGAAUUGAAGUGUUCUGACGAAGAAGUGAAGUCGUUGGUGGUGAUGUGAAUUGUAUUUUCAUUUAUUUUCAAUAAUAUUGUGUUAUGAGGAAAAGUGUUACUCCAUAUAGCGAUGACUGACUCUGAGUAAUUGAUAUCAUCGAUACCAGUUCGCGACGUGCCGAUGGAUGUCUCCGAGUUAGACAUAUCUGUUUCAUUUAUUUUAUACAUGCCCUCGCAGUGAAGAGAGCGAGAAACAGAUUAUAUAAACUUUUAGCGCAUAUAAUACCAUAUAAUUAAUGACGUGGUAUUAAUCAGCAUUAAAAUUAGAAUAUUAUCAAUAUCUCAAGAAAAAUAAAAAAUUGUAUAAUAGGUAUAUGAAAAUAGAACUUGGAAAGUGGUAACAGAUGAGUAUGGACCGACAAAAUGUGUGUUGCAGUAUAGUAACGGAUACUUUACGUAUAAGCUACAAGUAUCACUGAAGAAAGUAGUCCUUUGAUAUCAAAGCCAGUGGCGCGGGAAAAUUCAAAUCACCUCCACAGGCCGACGCAGUCAGUCUCGUCGAUAAGUCAGCUCCCUUUACGCUUGGCAGCGAUAAGCAGUGCUCGAGAGGUCAAAUGCUUCGACAUCAAUCAACGCACCGCGCCUCCAUAUAAACCGCGGGCAUCAGCGAUCGACACAAAGCAAACGAUCGCGAUACAAGCACGGCUUGAGGAGGCGCGAGAAGCUCUCUCUCGCAUUCUACAGCAAAGCCAUGGCUGUGGUCGAACGUCAGCAGUAGUAGCGUGCGCGACGUCUUCGUGGCGGUGGGUCUCUCUCCCUCUCUUACUGCGAUAAGAGACAGCCGCGAAUCUUGAUAAGCGCGAAGACCUCGAAAAAGACAAUAGAGUCCGCAGAACAAACAGGAGUGAGAGAGAGAGAGAGAGAGAGAGAGAGAGAGAGAGAUCGGGAGAGAUUAAGAAGGCGUCGUGCAAAGAGAGGGGCAUAAUGGCACUCAGAUGCUUAUGGGUAAACGGUAGGCGCAGCGCCACGAUUCUACAGAGUCACGCGAACGCAGCUGUCGCUUGUAUUUCGAGCUUCCACAAGUUGCAGGAGUGCUUGCAGCAGCAGCAACAGGCGGCGAAAAUGGCGAGCGCUAACCUGGAGUACAACAAGAUGGUUGUGCCGAAGGAAGAGGUCAUCAGGUUCAUCGCGGACUGCAUGACAAAGGCCGGCUCCAGCAGAGAAGAUGCCGUGACCGUCGCGCAUCAUCUCAUGACUGCUGAUUACAGGGGACACUUCAGCCAUGGAAUGAACAGGAUGCAGAUGUACGUCGACGAUAUCCGUCACAAGCUCACCGACGCCACUGCCAAGCCCCAAAUCGUCAACAAUUUUCAGGCGAUCGCUCUGGUGGACGGCUGCAAUGGUCUGGGCCAGAUUGUUGGCAAGUACUGCAUGGAGCUGGCGAUCGACAAGGCUCGGAAGUUCGGCAUCGGCCUGGUCACCGCUCGAGGUUCCAACCACUAUGGAAUCAGUGGUUACUACAGUCUCAUGGCUAUCGAGCAGGACAUGAUCGGCUUCAGCUGCACCAACACCAGUCCCUUGAUGGCUCCGACGCGCAGUUCUCAGAGCGCUCUGGGCACCAACCCUCUAUCUCUGGGUAUGGGCGCCAGCGACGGUGACCAGUUUGUCCUGGACAUGGCAACGACCGCCGUAGCUCUGGGCAAGAUCGAACUCGCUCACCGGAAAGAGCAGCCUAUCCCUUCAGGUUGGGCUAUGGAUACAGAUGGUAAAGUAACCACUGACUCCGAAAAAGCUCUCAAGGCUUCCACACUGAUGCCACUGGGUGGAGAAGAAAAGAACUCGGGGUACAAAGGUUACGGUUUGGCCACGAUGGUCGAGGUGCUCUGUGGCGUUCUCAGUGGGGGCAACUACGGACCUAACAUCCGCAACUGGAAGAAAGCCGACCGGGAGGCCAAUCUUGGUCAGUGCUUCAUAGCUAUCAACCCGGAGGUGUUCGCGCCUGGAUCCAAGGACAGACUGGCGCAUCUUCUGCAGCAGCUUAGAGAACUGCCUACUGUUGGAGACAAGCCUGUACUCGUUGCCGGUGAUCCUGAACGUGCUGCCAUGGCGAAAGUCGACAAGGAAGGCGGUAUUCAGUACCAUGAGAACCAGAUUAAGAAUUCCGAGGAAUUUGCUAAGGAGUUGGGCAUCGAGCCUAUGAAACUCGUCAAGAAGAUCGACUAGAAAAGCUUAUUGGACAAUAAACUGACGCGUUUGUCAGUAUUUCGAUAUGAUGCAUUAUACUCAUGAAAUAUUUUUGGCAUUUUUAUUGCUCUUUGAUAAAGUUAGUAUUGUUAUUGUACAUAGAUUGUUAAGCAUUUCUUGUUGUUGUGGAUUUUUUGAAAUUGUUUUUGUACAAAAUUCAUGUUGAAAUUUUCAGAUUUAUAUUUUUUAACGGAUCUUCAAUUUUCUAUUGUGUUAUAUUUAUAAAAACACGUUUCUCAAACUUGUUAAAUGUAAAAUUAAUGAAGCGAUUGUGUUUAUGUCACAAUUAUCGACGUUGCUAAUGAACAAAAACUGUGCCAGCCAACUCAACUGAAAUCAUUUGUGUUUAUAAGUAAGACACUUAGCGCUCUCAGAGUCUUUAAAAUGUAAUUUGUACAACAAUGGACCUUCUGAAAGAAGAGCUGCACUGCACAAUAAAUUUUUACGAUAAAUUAACAACUGAUA
Nasonia vitripennis (jewel wasp) is the source of this 3373-nucleotide messenger RNA. RefSeq lists its product as uncharacterized. The transcript is spliced from 5 exons. The record is from RefSeq and is a predicted model, not a curated record. Bases 1649 to 2887 code for a protein of 412 amino acids. Lineage: Eukaryota; Metazoa; Arthropoda; Insecta; Hymenoptera; Pteromalidae. Gene Ontology annotation, molecular function: oxidoreductase activity.